CCGCCAUAUUUACUGGAGAGUCGUCCAUUGCUUGCGAGAGGGGUGUGAAAUAAUUGUAGUUUUCCUGAAAUAAUGCGUUUCGUCAGUUAACACUUACCAUUUUAGAUUCAGUGAUCAGUGUUUUAUUUGUAGAACAUUAAAUUCUUUAUCGAUCACUGACUGAUGUGCUGUAGUCGUUAUUUCCCGUUUCGUUGCUCCAAUCUAAUCUAAACAGAAAAUGGCCGACGGUGUUGGUGCGGGUGUCUCCUUUGUUUAGGCCUGAAUUCUAGUGAAAAUAAGUGCUACAAGAAAUAAUGCCUAGUGCCUCGUUUUCCUCUUCGCGUUCUUACGUCCGUAGAUCGCGAAGAAAAGGCGGACAUCGAAUACCCCUACCUUCUAGGACACAAUCGACUGAACCAUGUGAGUCAGUGCCUGGCCUAAACAACGUAACCGGGAGUGCGAUGGCGGCGACGGCCGCGUGCGCCGGGCCCAGCGGCAGCGGCGGCGGCGGCGGCUCCCCACCCGUGCCUACGGCCGCUCCCGCCACCACCGCCGGCCACCACAGCCCCUACGACCUACGCCGCAAAUCUCCCCCCGCCUACCAUGAACCUGGUCCUUCUGGAACUUGCUCCCUACCAGCCAGAAAACGGCCUCGCACAUCUCUAUCUCAAGGCGUGGAUGUAUGCAACGUGUCACAGUACCUUCAGUAUGAAUUGCCUGAUGAGGUGCUCCUUUGCAUCUUGUCGCACCUCACUGAACGCGAUCUCUGUCGCGUCGCACAAGUCUGCAAGAGAUUCAAUACUAUCGCUAAUGAUACUGAAUUAUGGAAAAGUUUGUAUCAGUCGGUGUUCGAAUACGACAUGCCACUGACGCAUCCGGCACCCUGUCAGUUUGAAUUAGUGCCUGUAGACGAAUGCGACGCGGACAACCCUUGGAAGGAAAGUUUCCGGCAGCUUUACUACGGCAUACACGUACGACCCAACUACCGCCCCAAGAAAGACUCUCGCAUCAAGCAUUUUAAUACUAUUAGGGCGGCUCUCGAGUAUGUGGAAGAACGCGGCGGCAGCUCCCCCAGCACCACAGGAUCCCCGACGUCAACAGCCAGCUCCACGUCGUCAACGACGUGCAACGGCGGCGCGACUUGCGGUUGCGCAAGCGGCUCCUGCUCGUGCCGCCGUGCUGCUCCCGCGCUUAUUUUUGUGCAUGCUGGUCUUUAUCAAGAGGAGUGCCUCGCUAUUGAUAGUGACGUGCAACUUAUUGGUUGUGCCCCAGGCAACGUAGCGGAAUCGGUUGUCUUGGAACGUGAAUCGGAAUCAACAUUGACGUUCGCGGAAGGAGCGAACCGCGCGUACGUCGGCCAUAUGACGCUCAAGUUCUUCCCAGAUGCCACCUCUACAAUGCAGCAUCAUAAGCACUAUUGCCUUGAAGUCAAUGAUAAUUGCUCGCCCACUAUUGACCAUUGUAUCAUUCGCAGUGGCAGUGUCGUGGGAGCAGCCGUGUGCGUAAUCGGCGCGGGCGCAAAUCCAGUGAUCAAGCACUGUGACAUCAGUGACUGCGAAAACGUGGGUUUAUACGUCACGGACUACGCCCAGGGCGCGUAUCAGGAUAACGAGAUAUCACGUAAUGCGCUAGCUGGUAUUUGGGUGAAAAAUUUUGCCAACCCUAUCAUGCGUCGUAACCAUAUACACCACGGCCGGGACGUUGGGAUAUUCACUUUUGAGAAUGGAUUGGGCUAUUUUGAAGCAAAUGACAUCCACAAUAAUAGAAUCGCCGGUUUCGAAGUGAAAGCCGGUGCUAACCCCACAGUGGUGCAUUGCGAGAUCCACCACGGCCAGACGGGGGGCAUAUACGUCCACGAAUCUGGCUUAGGCCAGUUUAUAGAUAACAAAAUACACUCAAAUAAUUUUGCUGGCGUUUGGAUUACCUCUAACAGUAACCCUACGAUACGCCGAAAUGAGAUUUACAAUGGACAUCAAGGGGGCGUGUACAUAUUCGGAGAGGGAAGAGGCUUGAUUGAGCACAAUAAUAUUUAUGGAAAUGCUUUGGCUGGAAUACAGAUCCGCACAAAUAGCGACCCUAUUGUGAGGCACAAUAAGAUCCAUCACGGUCAGCAUGGUGGAAUCUAUGUGCACGAGAAAGGCCAAGGGCUCAUCGAAGAGAAUGAAGUUUACGCCAACACGCUGGCCGGUGUUUGGAUUACCACGGGCUCAACGCCUGUGUUGCGUCGUAAUCGUAUACAUUCUGGAAAACAGGUCGGCGUAUACUUCUAUGACAACGGGCACGGAAAAUUAGAAGACAAUGACAUAUUUAACCAUCUGUAUUCUGGUGUACAAAUUCGAACAGGCAGCAAUCCACUCAUUCGUGGCAAUAAAAUCUGGGGCGGACAGAACGGCGGCGUACUUGUGUACAAUGGUGGGCUAGGCAUGCUAGAACAAAAUGAAAUCUUCGACAAUGCUAUGGCAGGAGUGUGGAUAAAGACUGACUCCAACCCCACGUUGAAAAGAAACAAAAUCUUUGACGGUCGUGAUGGGGGUAUAUGUAUUUUUAAUGGUGGCAAGGGCGUCUUAGAAGAGAACGACAUAUUUCGCAACGCACAAGCCGGGGUGCUAAUCUCGACGCAGAGCCACCCCGUGCUGCGACGCAACCGGAUCUUCGACGGGCUCGCCGCCGGCGUCGAGAUCACCAACAACGCCACUGCCACUCUUGAGCAUAAUCAGAUCUUUAAUAACCGGUUUGGAGGUUUAUGUUUGGCAUCCGGUGUGUCACCCAUGGUGAGAGGUAACAAGAUUUUCAGCAACCAAGACGCGGUGGAAAAGGCCGUGGGCGGAGGCCAGUGUCUAUACAAGAUCUCAUCUUAUACUUCCUUCCCUAUGCACGAUUUCUACAGGUGCCAGACCUGCAAUACAACAGACCGCAAUGCUAUCUGUGUCAAUUGCAUCAAAACGUGCCAUUCUGGUCAUGAUGUAGAAUUCAUUCGUCAUGACAGAUUCUUUUGCGACUGCGGCGCGGGGACUCUGUCGAACCAGUGUCAGCUGCAGGGUGAACCGACGCAGGACACAGACACGCUGUACGACUCCGCAGCACCAAUGGAGUCGCACACGCUGAUGGUGAACUGAGCUCCGGCCCACGCGCCGCACAGCCCGCCGUCCGUCAUGGUCCGCGCCGCCGCCACGCCAUUCGCCAUGCACAUCCUCGUCACGCUGCACGACGGCCGCGUUGCCGCCGUCGUCAUCCGCAACCUCUUUCGCGUCAACAACAACAUCCAGGUCGUCUGACCUUCUGGCGCGUCGGAGGUAGCCGGGGAUCCCAGUCAAUAGAAUUUUAAUGAUUUCCGCCUACACGUGAGACGGCCGCGACGGCGUCGUGUUUGCGCCUGGGCGAAGCUGUGGCCAGGGUGCGCGGGGUGGGGCGGCGGGGCAAGGGCGCGCGGACCCGUCCCGCUACCGUGUCCUAGGCACCGCCACGCGUCGGAUAUCAGUAUUCGUCGGAAACUUCUAUGAACAUUAUUUAUUACUUUAGGUAUUAUUCGCUGGACUGCAACGAUUACUAUGAUACCAUUUGUACUUUCUAUGUCUCCGAUCGUCCAACGUGUGAUUUUGCACUUUGUCUAAUGAUGUAGUGUAAGUACACUAGUUGUAGCAAUUAUUUUUAUUACCUAAAACUCCACUGUAUAUUCUCAUCGAAGUCGCUGAUCACGAUGCCGUUUGGCGCGUGUGCUAUUCGUAAUCGUGUAACCGCUAAUUAUUAUGUAUUUUACAUCUUUAUACUCUUGUUGUUAUUAACGAAAAUUUGUGUAUGUAGAGAUUUAUUUCAAUCAUUUGUACUUAAUAAUUACGUCUAUUAGUAUCAAGCAUUCCCAAAUUGUAAUCGUACCAUAAUCUCAAAAUCACAUUGAUAAUUAGAAUAAUGUUAUUCGUUUUAUAAGAUGUACUGGUAGUAGUAUUUAUAGUAUCUACCAUAGUUUCAUAAUCAUGGGGAAGAUUAUGUUUAUUUUGGUCAAAAAUACUAUGCAUAAUUAAGUUACUAGUUUUAGUUUUCGAUCCAGCGACUGUGACAGUUGGGAUGGCUUUAUAUUGUAUUAUAAUAUGAUAUCGAUUUUAACCAUUAAACGACACGAGUUCAUAUUAUAUCGGAGCAUUUACCCUUAGCUCUCCUGACGACGGGGUUUUCGUCUAUACGUUUUAGUUAAUAAAGAUAGUUGUGAAGUGAGUGAGGUCGGUUAUACUAGUGGUUAGUGAGUCUAGCACGGGCCAUGGAGGCACAGGACUGCCGGUCGCCGGCCGCGGCGCCACCGCAAGCCAAACGCCCACCGCCGUCGAUGAGCUGUGGACGCGACGCACGGCAUCUUCUUCGAGUCUGCCUCUCCUAACUAUUCAGCGCUACUAAUGCGCUUUGUAAAUAUUUAUGUCACACAAUAAUCGAAAUGUAGUAAUUAAUGUAUUUGUAUCAUUAUAUUUUUAUUAUUGAUCACAACAUGUAUGUUUAAUUAUGAAUUACGUACGUUAUGCUCAGAGUCGCGCUUGUAUGUAAAGAGCCACUUUGCCUGCGAGCCAGUAGAUAGAUGGGAGAUAUCAUUAGCCGCGGGCGCGUCCCGUUACUGUAUAUUAAGAUGCAAAUUUAAGAACGGAUGUGCGUAUUUAAUUGGAAAAGAUCUUAGGUACAAUUGAUAUUUUAUUAUAUUGUUAAUUUAAAUUUGGUAUUGAUAUCGAUCGAGAAGCAAUGUUAGGAACUGGGAUGAGCCGCGAGAGAGCGGAUAGUGCUGAUAGUGAUAAGUUAGCCGAUAAGCUAUAAUGAAAUCUAAAUUACUCAGUAAUAAUCAAUCACUAUUGCAAGUUUCGAAUUGUUAAAUCGUCUCCAUAGCACGGUAUGUUCUAAAUCUUGCUUUUUUUAUAAUCCUCAAUCUGUGAUCAAUCGCUAAAUGUAUAAGUGAAUUUGUUUUAGUUAAUUUCAAGAACAGGUUUUAUCGUCUCGUCCAAAUUAUUGUGCCGCCGAUGCUUUUGUAUUCUUGAAUGUGAAAUUAUUGUUAUUUAUUAUAGAAUUGUCACUAUGUUCUAAUUUAUUGAAUUAAAAUCUGGAUAUUUUGUUUAUACAUGAAAAUACCACUGUAAAAGCCGUGAUAUACAUCAUAUAAUAUUAU
Molecule: messenger RNA, 5116 nt
Organism: Hyposmocoma kahamanoa
Lineage: Eukaryota; Metazoa; Arthropoda; Insecta; Lepidoptera; Cosmopterigidae
Gene: FBXO11
Product: F-box only protein 11
Exons: 14
Coding region: 294-3095 (933 amino acids)
Biological process (GO): regulation of apoptotic process; ubiquitin-dependent protein catabolic process; protein ubiquitination
Molecular function (GO): protein binding; zinc ion binding
Source: RefSeq, a predicted model, not a curated record